AUGGAGGACUUUGAGAAAAUCGAUGACGACCUAGCCAAUGCUGGCUGGGCGCGUACUGCCAAGGACCUCUUUGCCGGCGCUGCAGGCGGCAUUACUCAGGUCCUGUUGGGCCAACCUUUUGAUAUCGUCAAGGUGCGGCUACAGACAACAUCACAGUACUCCAAUGCGCUUGACUGUGCGUCGAAAAUCUUCAAAAAUGAAGGUCCUUUGGCUUUCUACAAAGGCACGCUGACUCCAUUGAUUGGAAUUGGUGCUUGUGUUAGUGUUCAGUUCGGUGCUUUCCACCAGGCACGGAGAUUUUUUGAAGAGCGGAAUUCGAAAAAUUCUCCCCUGCACCCUGGUCUUUCCUACUCACAGUACUACCUCGCUGGUGCCUUUGCAGGUGUUACCAACUCGGUCAUUUCUGGACCUAUCGAGCAUGUCCGUAUCCGACUGCAGGCCCAGCCCCAUGGAGCCGGUCGGCUGUACAAUGGGCCCAUAGACUGUGUACGCAAGUUGUCUUCUCACGGCGGCGUGCUCCGCGGUCUCUACCGUGGUGAAGUGGUCACCAUCUUCCGAGAAGCGCAAGCGUACGGUGUGUGGUUUUUAACCUUUGAGUAUUUGAUGAAUCAAGACGCAAAGCGUAACAACAUCAAGCGAGAGGAUAUCUCCAGUAUCAAGGUCGCUACCUACGGAGGUCUGGCUGGCGAAGGUCUCUGGCUUUCCAGCUAUCCGCUUGAUGUGAUUAAGAGCAAAAUGCAGACCGACGGCUUCGGUGCCCAGCAAAAAUACAAGAGUAUGACCGAUUGUUUCCGGCAGACAGUCGCGGCUGAGGGAUUCGGCGCGCUUUUCAGGGGACUGGGUCCUACCCUGCUUAGGGCCAUGCCAGUGUCGGCAGGCACAUUUGCAACUGUGGAACUGGUGAUGCGGGCCAUGGGUUAA
Talaromyces rugulosus is the source of this 921-nucleotide messenger RNA. RefSeq lists its product as uncharacterized. The record is from RefSeq and is a predicted model, not a curated record. Gene Ontology annotation, biological process: mitochondrial L-ornithine transmembrane transport. Lineage: Eukaryota; Fungi; Ascomycota; Eurotiomycetes; Eurotiales; Trichocomaceae. Gene Ontology annotation, molecular function: L-ornithine transmembrane transporter activity. Bases 1 to 921 code for a protein of 306 amino acids. The transcript is spliced from 5 exons.